AUUUUCCGCUACUCACAGCCGGUACCACGCCUUAGUAUAAAACGCAAGUUCAAAGUCAUGCAGUUACUAAAGUAGUAAUUGAAUCCAACGCCAUGCGACAUCAUAUUAUUUAUUUAUUACUAUCUCUGGGUCUAUUAUUCUUAUUAAUAGACUCAUCAUUAGAGUUCCAGUCAUCAGUUGAUAAUUCAAAAGGCUAUCUCUUAAAGACAACAUCUGAGAUAAGAGAAAAGCGACAACUCGAAGAACUUGAAGAUGAUGAUUACCCAACACCCUCAGCACAAGAGGCAGAACAAGAAACUGGUUUUUGGGAUAAAGUAGUAAAAGUAGCAUUAAGAUUGUUUAAUAAAUUUAUUGAAUGGCUAAAUUCAUCUUAAAAAAAAAACUUGUAUAAUUUAAUAAUUAAAUAUACAUUUACAUGCUAUGACUUACAAUUUACUACAAAUUUUCUUAAAUUUACAUGUAAUAGGUAAACAUCAAAGAAAUAAUAGCAAAUAUUCCUGUUACAUAAAAA
This is a messenger RNA of Nymphalis io (European peacock), 511 nucleotides long. RefSeq lists its product as uncharacterized. Lineage: Eukaryota; Metazoa; Arthropoda; Insecta; Lepidoptera; Nymphalidae. The record is from RefSeq and is a predicted model, not a curated record. The coding region runs from base 93 to 374 and encodes 93 amino acids. The transcript is spliced from 3 exons.